Molecule: messenger RNA, 3378 nt
Organism: Capronia coronata CBS 617.96
Lineage: Eukaryota; Fungi; Ascomycota; Eurotiomycetes; Chaetothyriales; Herpotrichiellaceae
Product: leucyl-tRNA synthetase
Exons: 3
Coding region: 1-3378 (1125 amino acids)
Biological process (GO): leucyl-tRNA aminoacylation
Molecular function (GO): aminoacyl-tRNA deacylase activity; ATP binding; leucine-tRNA ligase activity
Source: RefSeq, a predicted model, not a curated record
AUGGCGACCCAAAUCCCUGUGGACCCGACUGUCAGUUCGGCCAACACUCUCAAGCUCGAAAAUACGCAUAACCGAGAUGUCCUCAUUGCGAUCGAGAAGAAAUAUCAGAAAGAAUGGCAGAAGAACAAAGUGUUCGAGUCCGACGCUCCUACAACCGACGAAAUCCCCUUCAACUCGGUCCCCGCCGCCGACAUUCGAGACAAGCACCCCAAGUACUUUGGCACCUUCGCAUACCCAUACAUGAACGGCACAUUACACGCGGGCCACAGUUUCACCAUCAGCAAAGUCGAGUAUACUGCCGGGUUCAACCGGCUCCUCGGGAAGCGUGUGUUGUUCCCUCUAGGAUUCCACUGUACGGGAAUGCCGAUCAAGGCUUGCGCAGACAAACUCGUGGAGGACGUGAAACGAUUCGGCAAGAACUUUGAGAACUACCAUGAAGAGGAUGAGCAAACGACCGCAGAUUCGAAUGGCGUGGCCGUCGCGCCAACACAAGGCGUCAAUGUCAAGGACGACAUCACGAAGUUCAAAAGCAAGAAAGGCAAACAAGCCGCAAAGACGGUCAAAGCCAACUACCAGUUUCAGACAAUGUUGGCCAUGGGGAUCCCCAAGGAGGAAAUCCACAAGUUUGCCGACGCCAACUACUGGCUCGAGUACUUCCCACCUCUGUGUGAACAGGACUUGAUCGACUUCGGAGCCAGGAUAGACUGGAGGAGGAAGUUCGUCACGACCGACGCCAAUCCGUUCUACGACGCCUUCGUGCGAUGGCAAAUGAACCGCUUGCAUGAAAUGAACAAGAUCUUGUAUGGCAAGAGAUACACCAUUUACAGUCCCAAAGAUGGCCAGCCGUGUAUGGACCACGACCGGACCAAGGGUGAGGGAGUCGGUCCGACCGAAUACACCGCCCUGAAAUUAAAGGUCAAGGAGUGGUCGGCCGAGGCUGCGAAGGAGAUCGAAUCGAAGAUCCCGAAGGACGCAAAUGUCUACUUCGUGCCCGCGACCCUGAGGCCAGAAACCAUGUACGGCCAAACGUGCUGUUUUGUCGGUCCGAAGAUCAACUACGGUGUUUUCAAAGUUUCAGACAAGGAAUACUUCGUCGUCACUAAGCGAGCCGCGUGGAACAUGGCUUUCCAGGGCAGAUUCUUCGACGAAGACAACUUUCCCCGCGAUCAGAGCGAGUUGCAGCCCGUGGUGGAAUUGCCUGGGUCGGUGUUCGUGGGCACGUUGGUGGAUGCACCUUUGUCGGUACACACCGAGGGCGUCCGGAUCCUUCCCAUGGAGACGGUCUCUGCGACGAAAGGCACUGGUGUCGUCACUUGCGUGCCGUCGGACAGUCCAGACGACUACGCGACAGUGAGGGAUCUCGCGAAGAAGGCCGAGUUCUACGGGAUCAAGAAGGAAUGGGCGGAGCUAGAGAUCAUCCCUCUGAUUGAGACGCCAGCGUACGGCAAUCUUGCGGCGAAAUUCUUGGUCGAGUCGAAGAAGAUCCAAUCACCCAAAGACACGACUUUGCUGGCCGAAGCCAAGGACCUGGCGUACAAGGAGGGCUUCUACAACGGCACGAUGCUGGUGGGCGAGUUCAAGGGCGAAAAGGUGACGGAAGCCAAGGACAAAGUGCGAAGUGCGCUCAUCAAAUCCGGCGAUGCUUUCCCUUUUGCAGACCCCUCGGCGGAAGUCAUCAGUCGAAGUGCAGACGAGUGUGUAGUGGCCUACGUGCCGCAAUGGUUCCUGAACUACGGCCCCAACGACAAGGAAUGGCAACAGACGGUGCUCAACUACGUCAAAGACGAGAACGGUCUGAAGACAUACACCCAAGAAACCGAGAACCAAUUCGUCGCCAACCUCGAAUGGCUCAAUCAAUGGGCGUGUGCGCGAACGUACGGCCUGGGCUCCAAAUUGCCGUGGGAUCCCAAGUUUUUGGUCGAAAGUCUCAGCGACAGCACCAUCUACAUGUCAUACUACACGAUCGCGCAUUUCCUGCAUGGCGACAAAUUCGGCAAGACGCCCGGCCUGCUCAACAUCACGCCCGACCAGAUGACCGACGACGUGUGGGACUAUGUCUUCACGCGCACCAACGACGUCGAGAGCGUUUCGCAGUCCUCCAAGAUCCCUGUCCAAGACCUCCAGACCAUGCGACGCUCCUUCGAGUACUGGUAUCCUCUCGACCUGCGGUCUUCGGGCAAAGACUUGAUUCCCAACCAUUUGACGUUCUUCCUGUACAUCCAUCUCGCCCUCUUCCCGCGCGAAUACUGGCCCAAGUCGGUCCGGUCGAACGGCCAUCUCUUGCUGAAUGGCGACAAGAUGAGCAAGUCGACCGGCAACUUCUUGACUCUGAGUCAAGCGGUCAAGAAGUUCGGCGCCGAUGCCACGAGGAUAGCGCUCGCCGACGCCGGUGACGGUAUGGAAGAUGCCAACUUCGAGGAGAAGGGCGCCAACGCCGCCAUCAUGCGCAUGUAUACUCUGAAAGAGUGGAUCGAGGAUACCAUGAACGACAAGAAUCUGCGUGACUCCGAGGGCGAGGUCAUUUGGGAUAAGUUGUUUGAUGACGAGAUGAAUAUGUUGGUACAUGAGGCAUACCAGCAUUACUCGGACACAAACUACAAACUGGCCCUGAAAUCCGCUCUCUACGACUUCCAAUCCGCGCGCGACUUCUACCGCGAAGCUUGCAAUUCCAGCGGCACACCCAUGUCGCGCGCCCUGAUCCACCGCUACGUCGAACUACAAGCCCUAUUGAUCGUCACCAUCGCCCCACACUGGGCGGAACACAUCUGGCUGGAAGUGCUGCACAAGCCGCAAUCGAUCCAACUGGCGCGCUGGCCCGAGGUGCCGGCGGCGGACGCCGUGCUCGGCGCGGCGCGCGAAUACGUGCGCGUCACGUCGAGCAACAUCACGUCGGCCGAGGCGCAGGCGGCCAAGAAAAUGGCCAAGGGCAAGACCGCGGCCUUUGACCCGCGCAAGCCGAAACGCAUCACCAUCUUCGUCGCCACCGCGUUCCCGGCGUGGCAGGACAAGUAUGUCGAUCUGGUGCGCCAGGCGUUCGAGAAGUCGUCGCUGCAGGACGACAGGGCGUUGAACGGCCAGGUCGCCAAACUGGGGAUGGGCAAGGGCCAGGAAAUGAAGAAGGCCAUGCCGUUCGUCCAGGCGCUCAAGAAACGCCUCGUCGUCAACCACGAGACUCCGGCGGUCGUGUUUGAGCGGAAACUGCCUUUUGAUGAGGUCGAUAUUCUGAAUCGGAUGAAGAAGGGCCUCAUGAAGACGACUGGUUGUCGGGAGGUUGUUGUGGUUACGGUUACAGAGGAUAAUAAGGCUGGGUUGCCGCCCUUGGCGGAACAGGCUGUGCCGGGGUCGCCGUCGUUUUUGUUUGAGAAUGUAGAAGUUUAG